Molecule: messenger RNA, 963 nt
Organism: Thamnophis sirtalis
Lineage: Eukaryota; Metazoa; Chordata; Lepidosauria; Squamata; Natricidae
Product: olfactory receptor 6F1-like
Biological process (GO): G protein-coupled receptor signaling pathway
Cellular component (GO): membrane
Molecular function (GO): G protein-coupled receptor activity; olfactory receptor activity
Source: RefSeq, a predicted model, not a curated record
AUGAGAGAAGGAAAUGGCUCAAGCGUGAAGGAAUUUAUCCUUCUGGGUUUCCCUGGAUCUUGUGAACUCCGCAUCUCUCUUUUUAUGGUUUUCUUCUUCAUGUAUUUCCUUACAAUCAUUGGAAAUGUAUCUAUCAUAGUUUUAGUGAAGAACUUUCAGAGGCUUCGUACACCCAUGUACUUCUUCCUCUGCAAUCUUUCAUUCCUGGAAAUAUGGUACACAUCAGCCUGUAUUCCUAAGAUGUUGUCCAUUCUUGUUGUUCAGAACCAAACUAUCUCAUCCAUAGGGUGCCUCACACAGAUGUACAUUGUUUUUUCCCUGGGAUGUACAGAAUAUUUCUUAUUGGCUGCCAUGGCUUAUGAUCGCUAUUUGGCCAUCUGUUACCCCUUACACUAUAAUAUCAUCAUGUCUAAAACUCUCUCUGUACAAAUGGCAUUUGGUUGUUGGACAUGUGGGUUCUUCAUUAUUUUGUUUCCAGCCUUCUUCAUAUCUCAAUUGUCUUUCUGUGACGCCAAUGUCAUCAACCAUUUCUUUUGUGACAUUGACCCUUGGAUAGUACUCUCUUGCACAAGCACUUACACAGUAGAAAUUGUCUGUCUUAUUCUUUUUGCAACUGUCAUUAUGGGAUCCUGCAUGAUUACCUUGAUUUCCUAUAUUUAUAUCAUUGCUACAAUCUUAAGGAUUGCAUCAGUUCAAGGACGUCAACGAGCUUUCUCCACUUGCUCUUCCCACCUCACAGUGGUGAUUAUAUGGUAUGGUGCUACCAUUUUCCUUCAUGUAAUACCUUCCAAACAGCAGUCGCAAGAACUGACAAAAAUAGUUACUUUAUUGAAUACAAUUGUCACCCCCUUGUUAAAUCCUUUCAUUUAUACACUCAGAAACACAGAAGUGCAAGAAGCAUUGAGAGCUGUAUUUAGGGCCUCAGUAACAACUUGUUACCCUCACAAUAAGGGUAGCAAGUGA